Molecule: messenger RNA, 2528 nt
Organism: Nomia melanderi (Alkali bee)
Lineage: Eukaryota; Metazoa; Arthropoda; Insecta; Hymenoptera; Halictidae
Source: RefSeq, a predicted model, not a curated record
CUAUCAGUACAUUUUACUUCGUCGCAUUCUGUUUCGCUUUCGUUCUUUACUAAGCAGAACAGUCCAUAUGACUGAAUUUGCAUUUUGCACUUUAGUGCAUUUCUAGUCGACUUGAACGAUAGUCCACUACAAUCGGUCGUUGUAACAUGAAGUUCAGAGUGUUUACGCUUUUAAUUCUUUCAAUCAAUUGCUUCGUGGAGCACGUCCGAUGCUCUAAGAUUCUGGUGUUAGCUAUGGCACCGAGUUACAGUCACCACGUAAUAUAUCCCCCAUUACUGUUGGAAUUGACCUCCCGCGGUCACGAAAUAGUAUUAGUCACCGCGGCACCCACAUCACGUUUGGAUGUCCCUAAUAUCAAGCAGAUCGACAUCAGUAAGGUUUUUAAAGUCAGAAAGAACUUCAACGCUAUUCGUGAUAGAUUUAACGGAGUAUCUUGGCUUUCGUUCGUGGAGGACGAGCUCAUCAGAAUGUACGAGUUGAGCUCGGAGGAGAUUUUCAAGCAUCCACAAAUAAAACAACUGUACAAGCCGAACAGUAACGCAACUUUUGAUCUUGUUAUGUUGGAAAUGUUCCAUAGCACGUCACUUCUCGCAUUAGGACACAGAUUUAACGCUCCAACAAUAGGAUAUAGCCCGAUGGGAAUACUUAAUAUUUAUGAUCAUAUUUGUGGAGCACCAGUAUUUACUAGUCAUGAGUCCAACUGGGAAAUAGAACAAAACGCAGGACCAAAUCUAUCAUUCUGGCAGAGGCUACAAAACUUUGCAAUAAUGUGGCGCCAUAUAUACUUCCAGUAUAAUUAUUUUAUUCCUCGCCAGCAGCUGAUCGCUGAAAAAUAUUUGGGACCCGGAGUACCGCCCAUACUCGACUUAAUAAGAAACGUCAGCCUCGUAUUUAUCAACGCUGAUGAGGUUUUAAAUCCUGCUCGGCCGAGAUUGUCAAAUCAUAUCUUAUAUAAUUCUCCUCAUGUUUCUGCCAACAUUACACCACCUACAAAGCGUAUGCUUCAAGUUAGAGAUCUAAUCAAAGACAAGCCCUACGACACAGCGAAGCACUUUGCCUGGUGGACAGAAUUUGUGAUUCGUCACAAGGGUGCAGCCCACCUUAGGACCACCUUAGGGACACAACCUUGGUAUCAGAGACUUGAUAUGGACGUUAUAGUGUUUCUAACGUUAGUAACGUUUAUAAUAUUAUCCAUCAUCACCAAUAUACUUACGAAACUUAUCAUCACCUUCUACAAACAACGUAAAGGAAUUUUAUACGGAAAACAAAAAAUAAAUUAGUCGAUGGAUAAUAUAUAAACAUAUGCUUUAGUAGAAUUAUUAAUUGUUAGUAGUUCAGCAGUUGUAAAGAAUUUUCAUAUAGAGUCUGUCAAUCGUGUCCGAAUAUGUGCUAAAAAAUACUAAGUAAAAUGUCGGUCGACUAAUAAAAUGAAAUUAGACCACCUAAAAUACUAAAGGUUCGAAGGGGACUUCUGUAGAAAUAUAAUAUCCUAGUCAGAGAAAUUCGUAUCCCACAAACACAAAUUAAGUCGAUUCUGAAUCCCGGAACAUGAAUGUGUAAACUAAUUCAACUUUAUAUCAAUUCCUAUAUGGUCCGAUUAAUUAGUUUCUUAAUUCUUGACUUUACUUUUGUGUCCGUUUUCACUGAGAAAAAUGUAUCGGUUAAUUUAUUUGCCUUCUUUUUACAGCCAGCUAUACGGUCGGUUACAGUAGGAAUAAGUACAUACAACGUACCGGUUCGUUUAUGGCUAAUUCAAUAUCUAAAUUGUAGUAUAAUAUUUUGGUAAAUACGUAAAACUCGCAGUUGUUGUGUCUAACUGAAACUUUUCGAGAUUCGCGAAUGUUUAUUCAGGUGCAAUUCGAGUAUUUGUGUUAGAUUUGUGCGCUGAACGGGGGAGAAAAUGAUGGACUUUUUGACAAACGUUUAAUUUUCUUUACAACUAUUCGCAUAUUGGGAAAAGUUCAAAGGAAUAAUUUAGUUGACUCAUUUUGAUGUGAAUGCUUUUUAGAUUUUAACUUGUAAUCAAUUUCAUCUUAAAAAUUCAGAAAUGAGUCGUCUAUGAUGUUGACGGAAACCUUAUUUUGCGAAUAAAACACACCUUGGAGUCUGAAUAUAGAGUAUGUAUGUCUUAAUCGCACUGAAUUCGCAAGUCACGCAACGUUCAAUGUUUAUGGCUAUAUUAUGUCACUAGCCUGCGAUAGGAACUAGUACGUGCGGAGCUAAGACCUCUAUUUAGAGUACUGACCAUGUAUACCGAUAUUCUCAAAUGUCGUUAUCUAAUGUCAACCGUUUAACAAAUUGUUCAGCAUAGUUCAUGAACGUGAAUUUAUUAAGGACACGGACGUGUCAAAGUGACAAAAUGUGUUCAGAAACGAAAUGCUUUAAUUUUUGCGAUGAUAUGAGAAUGAAGAUUGAAAAGAAUAAAUAAUAGAUUGCAGUUGUUAUAAUUCAUUUAGUUUGACUUGCAAGUCAAAUGUGUGCUAGAGUAUAGAUGUAAUAAUGCGUAUUAACAAGAAUUAUGUCGACGA